CAGAGAGCUACCAUGUGCACGGGGAAGUGUUCGAGGUGCAUUGGGAUCACCCUGUUCCCACUGGCAGCAUGUGCCAUAGUCUCCAAUAUCCUCCUGUACUUCCCCAAUGGACAAGUUCUGCAGCUCAGCGAGAUAACCGAUCUGGUCUGGUUUUUCCAUGGCAUUCUGGGAGCUGGGAUACUGGUUAUUUUGCCGGCAUUCAUGAUGCUGGGAGCAGGCGGAGCAGGAUGUUGCGCUAACAGAUGUGGGAUGCUGCUGUCAGUGGUCCUGGCUGUGCUGGGAUUCGCAGGAGGAGCAUAUUGUGCGGUCAUCUCCUCACUGGGGCUGAUUGGGGGCCCUCUAUGUGACACGGGUGAUGGAGAAUACCUCUACCCUUUCAGGAAUGACACUCUUGAAGACAAUUAUUUGUUCAACCAGACAACAUGGAGCAUUUGCAAAGAACCUGAAAACAUCAUCCUUUGGAAUAUCGUCCUUUUCUCUAUUCUCCUGGCCAUUGGUGUGAUUGAAGCUAUUCUUUGUUUUAUUCAAGUCAUCAGUGGACUUACCGGCUUCAUAUGUGGCACAUGUAUGAGGAAAAGAAAGACAAAUAUUUCUGGAAUGUGA
This is a messenger RNA of Pygoscelis adeliae (Adelie penguin), 603 nucleotides long. Its product is annotated as transmembrane 4 L6 family member 1-like. The record is from RefSeq and is a predicted model, not a curated record. The coding region runs from base 13 to 603 and encodes 196 amino acids. NCBI's taxonomy places the organism in Eukaryota, Metazoa, Chordata, Aves, Sphenisciformes, Spheniscidae. The transcript is spliced from 5 exons. Gene Ontology annotation, cellular component: membrane.